Messenger RNA from Besnoitia besnoiti, 3030 nucleotides. Its product is annotated as Hsp90 domain-containing protein. Gene Ontology annotation, molecular function: ATP hydrolysis activity; ATP-dependent protein folding chaperone; ATP binding. NCBI's taxonomy places the organism in Eukaryota, Apicomplexa, Conoidasida, Eucoccidiorida, Sarcocystidae. Bases 1 to 3030 code for a protein of 1009 amino acids. Gene Ontology annotation, cellular component: cytosol; plasma membrane; protein-containing complex. The transcript has 9 exons. The record is from RefSeq and is a predicted model, not a curated record. Gene Ontology annotation, biological process: protein stabilization; protein folding; cellular response to heat.
AUGUGGUUAAACCCGGCGAUGAGGCGACACCCCUGUUGCUGCAGCGCGGGGUGGAAGCUUGGAGGUCAACUCUACGCCUCGUCCAUGGGCGCCGUCACUGAGGUCGGCGGCCGGGGUGCCGUCCCCUCUGUGCGAUGGAUCAAAAGGGGCUUUCGUGGCUCCGCUGGAGGGCAUGGCAGCCUCUUGCUCUCUAACGCCGUCCGCGGAACGCGGCACGCCGCGCUGGGUUCGUCGCCAGCGCCGCAUGCAUUUCUUGCUUCGCCGCCGCGGCCAGCCUCUCUCGCAGCCGGCGCCGUCCUGACCCCACUCCGAGCCGCGUCGCCGCAAGAAGGACCUUUGGUCGGCUCUUCCUCCGCUGGCAAUGCCUCAGUCCUUGCAGCCUCACCGCCGCCGGGUGCGACUCGGAGCGAGGCGGCGCAAGGCGCGGCUGCUGCGCCGGCGGCCGAAGUCUUCCCGUUCCAGGCUGAGGUGAAGCGAGUGCUGGACAUCAUUGUGAAUUCCUUGUACACGGAUCGCGACGUUUUUCUGCGUGAGCUGAUAUCGAACGCCGCAGACGCGAGCGACAAGAAACGCAUGCUGAUGGAGAAAGUGGGUCGGAAGUUCCGCGGCAGCAUCCGCGUGCGCGCCGAUCGCGAGCGGAAUACGCUGACGAUUGAGGACGACGGGAUUGGAAUGAGCAAAGCCGAGUUGAUCAACAACCUUGGCACGAUCGCGCAGUCGGGCACCUACCGAUUUCUGCAGCAGCUUAAGGAGCAGCAGAGCUCGGGCGUCGCGGGCGCUGGCUCGCAGGCGUCUUCGCUCAUUGGCCAGUUCGGCGUCGGCUUCUACUCCGCAUUUCUCGUCGCAGACACAGUCGAGGUGUACAGCGCCGCGUGGCAAGGCGCCGGCGAGGGCGACCAGCAGCCGAGCGGCGCGCGAGAAGUCUGGAAAUGGAAAAGCACCUGCGGCCAGACGUUCACACUGGAGCGCGUCGACGCAGCGGCGGAGCGAGCGCGGAUCCUCGACGAGCGGAAGGUGCUGCGAGACCACUGGAAGAAGCAGAGGGCGCAGAAGGCGGCGAGCGACGCAGGGGCGAACCCGCCCGCGGAGGCAGAUGCCCUCUCGCAGGGGGCGGCGGACCUCGAAAAAGACGCAGAAGAGGAACUGGAGAAGGACUGGAGCGGCACCCGCGUGGUGCUACAUUUGAAGGAAGACAGCGACGACUACCUCGAAGACUACAAGCUCAAGGAACUGAUGCGAAAGUAUUCCGAGUUCAUCCAGCUCCCCAUUCAUAUCUGGUCUGAGCGCAUCGAGUACGAGCGCGUUCCCGAAGGCAGCGAACCGCGGCGGGAGUCGGCGGCGGAAGAGGGUCCGGUUCCAGGUCUCACGCGGCUCACGCCGGAGAACGUAGACGAGCAACUCACCAAAGUGAGCGACACCCUGGCGGCGCGAAGGCAGGGUGACACGGGCCUCGCGCCAGCCGCGGCAGGCACAGGCGGCAAGUUCAGAACGGUCACGCACAGGUACUACGAGUGGGAGCAUCUCAACACGCAGCCGCCCAUCUGGAGAAGGGACGAGAGUCAGUUAACCGACAAGGAUUACGUCGACUUUUACAAAUCAACCUUCAAGGCUUACGACGAUCCGCUCGGAUUUGUGCACAUGAAAGUCGAAGGCCAAGUCGACUUCAACGCGCUAUUGUUUAUUCCGGGUGCCUUGCCGUGGGAGCUCGCCCGCAACAUGUUUGACGAGGAGUCCAGGGGAAUCCGCCUCUACGUCAAGCGUGUCUUCAUCAACGACAAGUUCGCGGAUGCCGUCCCUCGGUGGCUCACGUUCAUUCGCGGUGUGGUAGACUCUGACGAGUUGCCGCUCAACGUCGGUCGCGAGAUCCUCCAGAAGUCGCGCAUGCUGCAAGUGAUCAACAAGCGCAUUGCUGCGAAGGCUGUCGAAAUGAUGAAGAACAUGAAGAACGAAGGGGGAGAGAAGUGGAGGCGUUUCUGGGACAACUACGGAAAAUACGUCAAGGUCGGAGCGGUGGAAGACAAAGACAACCAGGAAGACCUUGCGUCGCUAGUCCAGUUCUAUUCGACGGCAUCUCCGAAGGAGACGACGGAUUUGGCGGGCUACCUGCAACGCAUGAAAGAAAGGAAUGACAAGAUCGACCGUGGAGAGGACCCGCUGCCGACCAACUCGUCGGGUCGCAUCGUGUUGAGGCGCAAGCAGAACGCAGUCUAUUACUUGGCCGCAGAAAACCGCAAGGCAGCAGAAGAGAGCCCGGCGCUGGAGCUUCCUCGCGAACUCGGGUACGAAGUCAUCUUUGGAACCGAGCCGCUCGACGAGUUUUUCCUUGCCAGUCUCAGCAUCAACCAGUUUAAGGGCAUUCAGGUGAUUGAUGUGAACAAGGCCGAUCUCAAACUAGGCGGCGAAGAAAGCCCGGGAAGCGGCACCCGGAGCACCUCGACGGGGGGAGGGACAGGAGCCGGUCAGGCCAGGACGGCUGGGGUCGGAGACAAGGACAGCAUUGAAACGAAACGCGUGCAGAUGGGCAGCCUUUGCGAGUGGCUCCAGCAGAUUCUCGGCUCAAGAGUCCACAAUGUGCACGUCACAGACCGACUGUUCACCUCUCCCGCAGUCCUCGUUCAGGGCGACUUUGGAUUAUCUCCCACAAUGCAGCGAUACAUGAAGCAGCAGGCGGCAGCGCAAGGCGUCAGCGAACAAGAGCUCUACGGUGCAUCUCUCAAUCAGCCGAUCCUGGAACUCAACCCCUACCACCCGAUUAUCCAGCGACUAGAUAUCAUGGUCAAGCGAGAUGUGACCGACCCCAAGGCGAAAGAGGUCGCCCUCCAACUCUUCGAUGUCGCGGCUCUGCAGGGGGGAUACAACAUUGAGAAUCCGGGCUACUUCGCCAAGCGCGUGAUUGAGAUGAUGAAGCGAGAGGCAGACGCAGCUCUGUCAGAACAGAAAGACCAAAAGUCGAUGUCCCCCAAUGCCCCCCCGAGCGUCCCGGCCCCGCCUGUGCAGCAGCCUUCAGUGAGACAGCCGCCGCAGGCGUGA